This is a messenger RNA of Symbiodinium pilosum, 2055 nucleotides long. The record is from the annotation of a GenBank genome assembly. NCBI's taxonomy places the organism in Eukaryota, Dinophyceae, Suessiales, Symbiodiniaceae.
AUGAUUGUGUACGAGCAUGGAACAUGGGGAAUGCAAGUCCUCCUGCGCUUGCGCGGCUCCGUCAUCCCAAAGGCUUUGGUGUGGUCAGUGCCGUGCGCUGUAGUGACAGUCAUCCUUCACUUGUACUGGAAUAAGCCUGAGACAAACAGCGAGAUGGAGGGCAUUGAUAACAUUUGGUCGGGAUUUACGUUUGUGCUCGGUUUCCUGAUCGUCUUCCGCAGCAACCAAGCAUACUCACGAUUUUGGGAAAGCGUGACCCUGUUCCAUCAAAUUUCUGGAGAGUGGACCAGCGCCUUUAGCAAUAUCCUCGCAUUCUGCAGUUCUGACAUAGAGAAGGGGGCGCAGGUGCAUGAGUUCAGGCAGUAUCUGACAAGAUUGAUGAGCCUCCUACACUGCAGCGCUCUACAAACAACAUGUGAGCUUGAUGACGACAGCCUGGAAGUCCUAGAUAUCGGGGCCAUCAGCAACCAGGGCCUUCUACAUUUCAGAGACAGCCCUGAUCGCUGCGAGACCGUUUUGCUAUGGCUUGAGCGCUUGAUCGUAGAAGCCGAGCAGUCGAAGCUCCUAAACGUGCCUCCGCCAAUCCUGUCCCGGGCAUUCCAAGAACUGUCUCGUGGGAUGGUUAACAUGACCAACCUGAAGAAGAUUCGCGACGUGCCUUUCCCAUUCCCAUAUGCGCAGUUUCUGUCUUGGUUGCUGGUGAUUCACUGGACUCUCACUCCACUAGUUGCGAGCCAGACAGUGUUGAAACCAUGGUGGGCUGGGAUUUUUGUAUUUGUGGUUGAAACUUCGUACUGGACCUUGUUUUACAUUGCGCAGGAAAUCGAUCAGCCCUUUGGUGAAGAUGCGAAUGAUCUGCCAGUGAGGGAGAUGCAGCGCAAGUUCAAUGCCAAACUAGAUUUCUUCAUUCAGCCCAAAUCCUAUACACUGCCCUCCAUUAACUUAGAUGCGAGCCAGCAUAUUUGCUUCCUAGCGUCCAGCUUCAGCGUCGCACUCACUGCGCAGGCUACAAAGGCUGCUGGGCAGGAGGCGAAUGUCACUCGACAGGAUGCAAUCGGGGGAAAAGGUUUUGCAGACAAUGCCUGUGAGCCCACGGUGCUGCAGAUCUGCGAGCAAGCAGUGGCUGCAGCGCGUGAGCCCGCACAAUUUGCGGCAUUUGACAGCGACGAGGUGAGCAAAGCUCAGAGCGGAGCAAGCAUGCAGAGCCUGCAGGGCGUGAAGCUUCCCGACUUGGCGGCUCAGCUGGCUCAGCUGGAGCUCUUCGUGGCCCAGAUGAAGCUCAACACUGAGCAAGAGCAACCGCAUCACACAGAGCAUCCUGCACAUAGGGCGGCGAACGGCGAGCAAAGUCAUCUCCAUGAAGAUGUGUCUCAAAGUUCAGUGAGUUCAAAGCGUCCUGGCUUGUCCUUUGACGUGCUUCAGGCUUGGUCCAUAAGAUUGACCGAGGCACUCGCAUCCAUGGACAGCACGCAGGAGGAUCAAAUGCGGUGGCCAGAGCUUGGCCUGGAAGAGCGGGUGCAAGCUGUUUGGGAGCAUGUGCUUGCCCAGCAGCAGGAGCAAUCUAAGCGCGAGGAGGAGGUGGCGCGACUCAGCAAACUGUUGACCCAGCAGCGCUUGGACAAGAAUCUGAAACCCAACUGUUGGAGUUGUGAUCAGCUCCUGUUGGAUUUAGAUGCCCUGCUGCGUGCCUUGCAACGCAUUUGCCUGGCUGCCAUGACUGGUUUGGAACCCAAUGGAAUGCCCAGCGCGCUCCAGUCGGACCGGGCCGUGGUCGCCAAGGUAGCGGCCACGCUCACUGCAGCAGUUAAUGAAAUCGAGGAGUCUGGCGGUCAGGUCGACUUUCAGCUGAAGGAGCUGGCUGCAUACUUGGCUCCUCAACCGCACCCCAUGAAUGCUGGAUGGCCUUGCAUGCGAACAUUUUACCUUUUCCUGCCAGCAACAACUGUGGACGAGUGUAGGGCAGAGCGCAAGACAGGAAGCACAGAACCUCGAAGGAAGCAUAACUGUUCAAGGCUUGGGUGUCCUUGCAGUCAUCCAGCACAACCUCUCGGCUGA